AAGCGGUCGUAUUGUGCGUUAUUCGCAAACGCACGUAAUCACACUCGUAGACGCUCUACCUUUAAUCCAAUUUACAUUAACAAUGACAAGUCGAUGACCUGAUUAAUUUAAAUGGGACGUGUUUUACUAACUAUGUGGUCGAUUGUUUUUCCUGUGUAAUGUCUUGGUGGAAAAUGUUGAAGGAGGAGGUGAAUUCGGAAAAAUGGUGAAGGAAUCUCGCGUAUGCGCUCAUGUUGGAUUUCUUUUUAUGACUUUUUAUGUUAUUGCUGUUAAUGGAUAUAUAGAAAUAGUCGAGGAACAGAGAUGUCACAAUACUAAGAUCCGGCUAACAUGUCGGGAUUUGGACGCUCACAUCGCAGUAUUAGAAGCUUGGUAUACAUCUAUACAAGAUUACCAAGUCAAUUCGAACGUAACACGAACGGAAGAAGUAAAUAUAAAAACGGAGAACGAUACAGAACUAGAUAAAGUCUAUGUGUACGCAAGCCCAAUGCAUAAUGGUGUGUACGAAUUAGUGAACAAUACUGGUUCUGAUAAUAUAACGGAUUUUGAUAACACUAGUGUAAGUGAUGUGACAAACGAAGUUUAUGGUUUAAAUGACACUGUGGAAGUUUUAAUGGAGUUUUUUAAUGCGAGUGAAAUGUGUAGUGUACUUACUUAUUCAAGGAGAUAUUCGAUUUUGAAUGUCAAUGAGAAGAGACGAGAUCCUAUCGUUAAAGGAUCCGCUGUGAAUUUACAAGCACCGUUAGGAAAUCGCUGCAACGGGGCCAGUCACUGUAGCUUUAUUCUGAAGAAAACACAUCCCCCAGCGGCGGAUUGGUCCCACGGCAUCGUGCAUGUCAAAUAUUCUUGCCUCGAUGAAAUCGUUGAAGAACAACGUUGCUAUGACAGCGAGAUCCGACUGACUUGCCGCGAACUUGACAGCCAUAUAGCGAUCUUGGAAGCUUGGUACACAUCCUUAGAAGACUAUAAACUAGAUCUGAAUGCUUCAGAUAAUUAUACUAUAAAGACAGAGAACGAUUUAGAGUUAGAUCGAGUGUAUGUGUACUCUAGUCCUAAACACAACGGUGUGUAUGAACUCACUAAUCAUUCAAUCGAUGUGAGUGAAGUGAACGAUACGAGAGUGACGGAGGUGAACGAUACAAUGGAUACAGUGGAUAUGAGGGUUGAGUUUGUGAACGGUAGUGAUGUGUGCAACUUGCUGUCGUAUACGAGGAGCUACGCAAGCUGGCACGACGGUGGCAGACGACGGCGGCCCCUAGCGAGGCCCACGUCAAUCAACCUGCGUCCACCGCUCAGUUAUCGAUGUACAGGAGUCAACCACUGUAAUUUCUUGCUGGAGGAAGACUACCCUCCAGCGGUGGCAUGGCCACCUGGUGUGGUGUCUAUUAAAUACGCAUGCUUUGAUGAUUCGUUAGCAGUACACUACUGCAACCGGGAGGUGUUUGUGGCGGCGUCGGGUCCAGACAGCGAGGGUUAUAUCCGGACACCCGGGUAUCCGCACUUCUACGUGGGAGAUGAGUGCCGGUGGCGGCUCAAAGCAGAUCCCGAACAGCGCAUCCAAAUCUCUAUACUGGAUGUCAGUUUAAGAAGUAUUGGUCCAUUCGAAGAUCAAUGUACAGAUUUCGUGUCUGUGGUGGACUCGAAUGGCGAAUCGCUGCUGUCCACUUGUGAGCAGGUGGAUUUACCUCUGAGGCUGACCUCCACGACGGAUGCCUUGGAGGUCAUAGUAGAAGCUAAAUCUCAAGGCGCCUUUCCAAAGAGAGGCGUUUUAUUACAUUAUAAGAGUUUGGGAUGUGUUACGUUACCAGCGCCAUCUGAUGGUUACCUCGUGUACCGUAACGAAGAUGUUGCGCACUACAUGUGCAAUGUGAACUUUGUUUUCGCCGAUACGCGACAAAGGGCGCGAAUGAUAUGGUGCUUUGAAGAUAACAGAUGGAAUGGGACAAUUCCAUUAUGUAUAGAAGAGACGACUAUAAAGGUCGUCGGGAACGAUUCUGUUUCGGAAGGUCCAGAUAAAGAUACAAAACUGCCGCACAACGAGGCAAACAUGAUAGUCGACAUCGUGAUCCCGUCGCUGUUGAUAGCGGCGUUGUUCAUUGGCAAUGCAUUCAUCGUGCUCAUUAUAUAUAAAUACAGAAAACGAAAAACCGAAGACUUGGAAGAUGAAUUCAACACUAUUCCAUUGAACGUGAACGGAAUGCAUAGCGCGGGGAACGCGGUGUAGCGAGGAUACCUAAAUUUUGCGGAUUUUGUUUACAAUUUCAUUAAUUCAUACCUACAUUUAGAAGUAGUAUAACCCAGGCAAAUACAAUAGGACGUAGAUAUAUUUAUGUAAUACUAUAUCUUUAGACAACACCGUAUUAAGCAAAACAAAAUUGAGAUUUUUUUCAUGACGCUAUUUUGCAAAUCUUAAAAGAAAAUAUGUUUCGUAAAAAUAGAUUUAAAAGAUACACUAAGACAAAUUUGACGGUAGUUGAAAGAUGUAAAUAGACUAUAGUGGUUUUUUAUUCAUACCUUGUAAGCAACUUCCGCAAAUAACCAAUAGACAUACCAAGCUUAAAUCGUCCUCUCUUAGAUUGUCUGUGUCUACUGUUAAGGCUCAUUCACAUUAAAAUCGCGUUCUGUGAUGCGUUUUCAUCCGAUACUAUAAUCGCCAUCGUAUCGCCAUCGAAAAAAUUUAUAUUAAAAUUUGAUCAUCGCCCCCUAUCGGUCAACAAACAACAAAAAUCUCAUACUACUUUUGACGUAAUUGACGAUAACGAUACGUAGGCGCUUUUCGCAAAUAUUCCUGCUAGGCAAGUUCAGACGAAGUGUAAGAUGUUGCGUUCGUAUGUGAAUUUUAACGCAAAUUGAAAUCUUAACAGAGUAUUAAGAGCAUUUAUGUUUCGAUGAUUUGAUCUUUUAACAAAUAACAAUAAUUCUCAUAUUAUCCAUAAAGUGUUAACUGUAUACCAAAGAUAAUUAUGCCAAAGUAGAAGAGCAAUCUUUAAAUAAACGCACCGCGCUCACGAAUUUAUUGUGAAUGUAGUCUUAGUUCUAAGUUACCUUAUUUAUUUGUUAAUAGUU
Papilio machaon (common yellow swallowtail) is the source of this 3066-nucleotide messenger RNA. RefSeq lists its product as uncharacterized. The coding region runs from base 203 to 2224 and encodes 673 amino acids. Lineage: Eukaryota; Metazoa; Arthropoda; Insecta; Lepidoptera; Papilionidae. The record is from RefSeq and is a predicted model, not a curated record. The transcript has 11 exons.